AUGGCGGAUCCCGGGGUGCGUCGCGAGGAGGCCGGGCGAGGGUCCUCCGGGGCCGGCGGCCGACUGCCCAGCCGGGUGCUGGAGUUGGUGUUCUCUUACCUGGAGCUGUCCGAGCUGCGGAGCUGCGCCCUGGUGUGCAAGCAUUGGUACCGCUGCCUUCACGGCGACGAGAACAGCGAGGUGUGGCGGAGCCUGUGCGCCCGCAGCCUGGCAGAAGAGGCUCUGCGCACGGACAUCCUCUGCAACCUGCCCAGCUACAAGGCCAAGGUACGUGCUUUCCAACAUGCCUUCAGCACAAAUGACUGCUCCAGGAACGUCUAUAUCAAGAAGAAUGGCUUUACAUUACAUCGGAACCCCAUCGCCCAGAGCACCGAUGGUGCAAGGACCAAGAUUGGGUUCAGUGAGGGCCGCCACGCCUGGGAAGUGUGGUGGGAGGGCCCUUUGGGCACUGUGGCAGUGAUAGGAAUCGCUACGAAGCGGGCCCCUAUGCAGUGCCAAGGCUACGUGGCAUUGCUGGGGAGUGAUGACCAGAGCUGGGGCUGGAAUCUGGUGGACAAUAAUCUACUACAUAACGGGGAAGUCAAUGGCAGUUUUCCACAGUGCAACAAUGCACCAAAGUAUCAGAUAGGAGAGAGAAUCCGGGUCAUCUUGGACAUGGAAGAUAAGACUUUAGCUUUUGAGCGUGGGUAUGAGUUCCUGGGAGUUGCCUUCCGAGGACUUCCGAAGGCCUGCUUAUACCCAGCAGUGUCUGCUGUAUAUGGCAACACAGAAGUGACUUUGGUUUACCUUGGGAAACCUUUGGAUGGAUGACAGUGGCUUUCUGGGAAGACGGACAGUGGAGAAGAGAUCUACUUAUGGAAAGUAGAACCAUGAAGUGAUAGUGUCAUGUGUGCAUGCCCAAGAAACAUCCCGAAAACACAUGAAGUGGAGAACCGGAGAAGCAGCUGUACAACAGAGAUGAUCUUAGUGUUUCCUCUUUCCACUGGGCCAGAAAAAUCCUCAGGGUUGCAGUUGGUUGAGUGGGUAGUUGACACAUGCAUGUUGCCACAGACUCUUCUCUAAGUUAGCAGUGAGUUACUUCCAGCUUAAAGGUGAGGUUCAGAGAUGCUGUAGAAGGGAACCGCAGGAUCGGAUGUGGUUUUAUGAAGAAGGUUCAAUCCCAUCUUACAACUGCCUGUUCUUCCUCCAGUCCCUUUACUUCUAGCCAGCUUGACUUAGAAAGUAUGAAACUGGCUGGGUUUUAUUUAAUAUUUUUAAUAUAUUGAGAAGCAUGGUCUGCCUGGACUGCACUUCUCUAGCAAUGAGAAAUAAAAUUGUGCAGCUAUUUUAAAAGUUGUAUAUAUAAUGUGUGUAAAAACUGUUAAAAAAACAAAAAGGACAAAGGGAUUUCUUUGUUCUAAUUCAGUUUCUUAAAUAUCACUACAUGGUACAAAAUUAGAGUGACAUUUGGGGACAGUAGGGUAACACAAACAGAAAGAGGAGACACGUUGUACUAGCUCAUUUGUGUUUGGGGCUUAUAGUCCAUGGCUGUAACAGAAUUAUGGCAAAGGUUCCUCGGUUGGCUAAAGACUGGGGAAGUAGAUCUACUUAUAAUUAUGCAUUGCCAGCAAGGGCUGUUGCAGACGUAAUAGGAAUGUGCGUCUCUUGGCAUCUGGCUUCAGUUUUUGGUCCUCUGGGAAAACUGGUCUCCACACCGAACAGUCCCAGCUGCUCUUACAGUCCUCAGUAUGAGCGCUGUUAGUAUAAACCCCAGGGGAACACAUAGUCAACGGUUCUUUUAUUUCCUAACUUUAUAAUGCUGUAGAUGUUAUGAAUAAUUUUUAAUUUCAUAUUGUUUACAUUAUACAACAAUUGGAGCCUCAAAGUCUCCACUGGGGCUGUCAACAAAAUGUUUACUCACCCAUCUGAAACAGUGCCAUCCCAAACCCUGGUUAAGAGUGUUCUUAAUCACCUAGGUAUUGCCCCCUGGGACUGAACGCUGAAAACCUAGGUUGGCAACAAUUAGAAAGUCAUUGGAAAGAGUUGAACAUUAUUUCCUCUUUUGACCCAUAAACCUUCUCACUGAUGCUCUGGAAUAAUAAUUCGACACACAUGAGCUGAGGGUUUGUUUUUUUCUUUUGUUACAACAGAAACACCUUUCUGUAUGAAAGUAUAAUUAAUAUGGCUCAGAUACAUAAGAAUUGAUGAAGGCAAGUAAAAUCUUUGUACUUUUUACAUGACUGCUGUAUGUAUAUUUUGUUUUAAAUCUAAUAAAAUUAGGGACAGCGAGCAGCUUGCUGGGGUUCUUGGAGUCCUUGAGAAUUAAACUUAUCAAUAUUGCUAGGAAGCAGGAGGCUUCAGCCAUAGACAGGCCUGUAGUCCCCUCUUGAAAGGGUUACAGGUAUUGAUUGUGUAUUUGCUGUGUUGCUUGAAAAAGAGAAAUUUGUUAAAGAUUCUUUUUUUAUAAUCUGUAUCGAGAAGAAACUUUGUACAAAGUGGAAUUAAAUGUUAAACGUAUUGGGGAAGACAGCUGGCCCAGGGAAUGUUGUGGCUUUUUGUUUUUGUUUUGUUUUGUUUUUGUUUUGUUUUCUGGUCUAGAACAACUGUUUGGUGGUAGUCAAGUUUGGUUAAAGACCUGGUUAAGGAUGGAGAGGACUAGUGGAGAGGUGGUGGCGGUCCUUAAGUACUUGCUGCAUCUUCAGGUGUGACAGUUGUUGAGCUGCCCAUGAGUUUGGCUUAUAACUUUGUUUUUGUCUUGUCAUAAAUGUUAAUUUGUAACAACAUUCUGACGGUGCUCACUGGAAAACAGAAUCCCAUGGUUAUUCGUUCCUUAUUGAACCUAAAAUCAGAUAAUUGCCUAACUGUUGAACGCCAAGCUAUUUCUGUGUUUUGUUUUUGAUUUUUUAAGACUGAUUCUCGAUAUGUAGUUCAAGCCUCCUUGAACUCACAGUGAUCUCCCUGCCUCAGCCUUCCCAAUACUGGGAAUACAGGUGUAUGCCGCCAUUCUUAGGUCAAAAAUCGAGUGUUCCUAGUUAGGAUGAGCGUCAGGAGAAUGGAGAGCCUUCAUUUAUAGCUGGGUCUGUUUGUUACUAGAGCCCUGUAGUGGCUGUGGAGAUCAUUAAGGCAAACUGCUCCAUGUUGAAGAAGGCCCUGUUUCCAUUGGUGCUUAGAAAGCAUGUAGAAGAAACAUUUGCACCUGAAGACUGAGCAUAUCACCUAAAUCAGUGCUGCUCCAGCUUGGCUGGAUUUUGGAGUAGCUUAAAAAAUAUGUAAGCAUGGGCCCCAUAACCCUGAUUCUGGUGUUGUUGGGAUAUGUUCUGACCAUAAGGAUUUAAAAAUGUCCUGCUGGUUUCAGAAUGCUGCCAGGGGUUGAGAGCAGUUGUGCCGAACUUCACCUAGACUUUCCUCAUCUGCAAAGUAGGAAGUCCUUGCUCCCCUCACUACCUCACAGGGAUACAGAGGGUCCAAGAGAAAACACUGAGUCCUGGUGGUGUGGGUGGAAGGCUGCUGAGAGGCGAGCCGCUGUUCUGUUUCCACUGCAGCUGCGAUCAGGAAAACAUGUGUAAUUGAAUUUGUUGCUGCCGCGGGAGCUCUCGUGUCGUUCUUUGAGGAAGCAUGCAUGGGUGGAACUGAAGUUAAUUACUCCUCCUCGGAUUCACUAUGGUCUCCUGUCCUACUUGAGAUAGGCUGUUACAAUUGUCUGGUUUUUCAUAGGAAAGAAGAAAUAUUAAGACUUAAUUCUGUAAUGUUCAUUGGCUCAUAAUUCAUUAAAAAUUCAUACAAGGAA
Messenger RNA from Peromyscus maniculatus bairdii (prairie deer mouse), 3766 nucleotides. It is a transcript of the gene Fbxo45, whose product is annotated as F-box protein 45. Gene Ontology annotation, cellular component: SCF ubiquitin ligase complex; synapse. NCBI's taxonomy places the organism in Eukaryota, Metazoa, Chordata, Mammalia, Rodentia, Cricetidae. Gene Ontology annotation, molecular function: protein binding. Gene Ontology annotation, biological process: proteasome-mediated ubiquitin-dependent protein catabolic process; synapse assembly involved in innervation. The record is from RefSeq and is a predicted model, not a curated record.